Molecule: messenger RNA, 1101 nt
Organism: Ananas comosus (pineapple)
Lineage: Eukaryota; Viridiplantae; Streptophyta; Magnoliopsida; Poales; Bromeliaceae
Exons: 4
Coding region: 258-881 (207 amino acids)
Source: RefSeq, a predicted model, not a curated record
UGGACAGAGUUCACAUAAUAAUUCCGUGCAACAGGGCGAAAUCGGCCUAAUUGGGCUGAGACUCGGCCCAGUUUAUGGAUAUUACUGAGAUUACUGGGCCCGUAAUGGGCUAAUAGAAAUAAACGUCUUUUGCUAGCCCAACCCAAAUCCUCUUCUUCUUCUUCCUUCUCCAACAAUCCAGUCUCUUCCUCUCUCAAACCCCGGUUCCCGCCUCCUCUCUCUUUAUUGAGCUCUCGAGCUCUCCCUGCACCCCAUCAAUGGCGAGCCGUGGGAGCGAGACAAGGUCGAGGACGAAGCGGAAACCCUUCUCCGACCUCACCAACGCCCCAUCCUCCUCUACCUCUGCCUCUACCUCUGCCCUUAGCCGUUCUCUCCUCGAACCCAACCCCAAAUCGAAUCCCCAAGCCGAACCAUCCGAACCAAACCCUAACCCAUCCCCCAGGCCCAACGAUAAUCCGAGCGUUCCCACUUCUUCUUCGUGUUCUACGCCGAGAGCUAAAGGCCUCCUCUCCUCGGAUUCUGUUCGUGAUGAUUCAGAUUUUGAGAAAGUAGUUAUUUCUACAAUUUACACACGGCGAAAGACAGUUAAAAGAAAGUCCACAAGCAAAGCAGUUCUCUCAGGGUCAUCAAGUUGUCCUCCUAUUGGAAGAGUCAAAAGUACCAAGGAAAACUCGAUGGCUGGAGAUGGCAACUCUAUUCGACCUAUGACAUCCUCAGUUCCCUGUCGAAAAGCCAAAAAGAAGCAGCGUGAGAAUACAUACGAAGCUUCGAGGAAGCAGAUUUUACCACCAGAUUUUGUGGAGAAGCAGAGAGCGUAUUUCGCAGAGAUCGAUUCAUUCGAGCUGCCGGAGGAGGAGGUCUCGGAGAGUGAGCUGGAUUAGCCGCGUGAAAUGACGACUGUGCACUUCUAUAACAUGCUAGUGCGGUAGGAACUAAUCUUUGUACAGCACAUGUAUCAAAGGUAACUGGGGAUUUUGGCCAUGAAGGCUGUUGUAUGCGUACCCCAUUGUAAAAUUGCCAUGUAACCCUCAACAUUUUUGGAUGUAUCCUCCAUCAAUUUCAUUCUAAUCCGUGGGGAAUUUCUAUUGAUUUACUUUCCGU